Messenger RNA from Chironomus riparius, 1851 nucleotides. Lineage: Eukaryota; Metazoa; Arthropoda; Insecta; Diptera; Chironomidae. The record is from the annotation of a GenBank genome assembly.
UUAAAAAUUGGGAAAAAAAUAAAAAAAUAAUAAAAAUAAAUUAUAAAUUUGAGAGGUUAAUUUUCAAUUUGCAUCUUGACAUUCUUAUCAAGAAUUGACUGAAAUGUUUAAACUUGCUGAGCCAUUUAAUCAUGUCUAUACUGAGGGAGGCUACGUCUCAAUUCCUGAGUUCUAUAGUGGAAAAUCCGUUUUUGUGACUGGAGCAACUGGAUCAAUUGGCAAAAUCUUAAUUGAAAAAUUCCUCAGAUCCUGUCCAGAUAUCAAGAGAAUCUACAUCCUUAUUCGUCCCAAGAAAGGUGUCAGCAUCCAAAACCGACUCUCACAAAUCUUCAAUGUUCCACUUUUCGACCUAAUCCGUGAAAAUAAUCCAGAUGCAUUUGAAAAAGUCAUUCCAAUUUUUGGUGACAUUAAAGCUGAUGAACUUGGAAUUUCACCUGAAGAUCAAAAUGUUUUGUGUCAGGAAGUGUCGAUUGUCAUUCAUUCUGCUGCCACGAUUAGGUUUGAUGAGGAAUUGAAAGAAGCUUUUGAAGUAAAUGUUAAAGGAACACAAAAACUUGUUAAUCUUAGCAAAAGAAUGACAAAAAUUGAGUCAUUCGUAUAUAUUUCAACUGCAUUCUCAAACUGUACAAACAAAGACAUUCAUGAGAAGUUCUAUGAGUUUCCAUUCGACACUAAGGUUUUGAAUGACUUCAUCGAAAAGUUCCCUGUCGACGUGAUCAACAAGUGCACAAAAUUUUUAAUCGGAAAGCAUCCAAACACUUAUACAUUUUCAAAGGCGAUGGCUGAAGUUUCACUCAAGAAUGUUCAUGAGUUUCCAGUUGUUGUACUGCGUCCUUCUAUUGUCACGGCAUGUUACAAAGAACCUUUACCAGGAUGGGUUGACAAUCUCCUCGGACCAACUGCACUGAUAGCAACUAAUGGAAAAGGAAUUGUUCAUACGUUUUUAUGCAGACCAGAUAUUCCGAUCGAUUGUAUUCCUGCUGACUUGGUUGUCAACUCAGUUAUAGCAGUUGGUUGGAGAUCAGCGAUCUUAAAACCCAAAGAACAUUUAAUAUACAACAUAACGAGCAGCAACAAAAAUGCAAUCACAUGGAGAGAAGUACUUGACAAUGGAAGUAUAAUAAUCAAGAAAUAUCCUUUUGAGAACAUGCUGUGGUAUCCAACAAAGCAUUUUGGAACGAACAAGUUCAUCUAUAAUAUACUUGUCACAAUAAUCCAUAACACUCCUGCACAUAUUAUAGAUUUCAUCUUUAAACUUAGUGGAAGGAAGCCAUUCCUCGUCAAAAUACAAGACAAGUUCUACAAGUCCAUGGAAUUUGUUGAGUUCUUCAAGUUCACGCAGUUCUUCUUCCACGGAAACAAUGUCGACAAGCUCAUUUCUACAAUGAAUGAAGAUGACAAGAAAAAUUUCGAUUUUGAUGCAACUCAUAUUGAUUGGAUUGAGUACAUUCGGUCCUUUGUGUUGGGCGUCAGACGGUAUAUUUUCAAAGAGGAUCCGAAAACAAUUGAAAGCUGCAGAAAGAGAUUGUUUAAGCUGAAGAUUUUGCAUGAAUUUAUGAAGCUUUUGAUGAUUUUUUUCUGUUUGUGGAUCGUUUGGAAGUUAUUGGACAUUCCAGCAGCUGUUGCUCGCUUUACAGCGAUGAUUAAUUGAAAAUUUAAUUAUUUUAAAAGUUUUAAAUAUUUGGACAAGUUGAACUUAGGCAAAAGGCGUACUAUAAGUAGGAUUUUGAGUCAGGAAUGCAGCUAUAAAUUUAUUAGGGGUCUGAACUCACUUCCAAACAACCUGCGCGAUGAAAUAAGCAUUUAAAGAUUCAAUAAAAUAUCAAAAUUCUCAAUUCUUAUUAUUCUUAU